AUGGCAUCAUCUUUCUUCUCUGAUUUUGGCCUUAUGUGGUAUCUGGACGAGCUCAAAAAGGAGGAGUUCAGAAGAUUUAAGGAGCUCCUUAGGCAAGAGCCUUUGCAACUUGGACUGGAGCGAAUUCCCUGGGCUGAAGUAAAGAGAGCAACUCGGGAAGAUCUUGCAAACCUACUGAUCAAGCAUUAUCAGGAACAGCAAGCAUGGGAUGUGACCUACAGGAUCUUUCACAAGAUUGGUAGAAAGGAUCUCCAUAUAAAGGCCAAAAGGGAAAGUACUGGGUAUAUAAGGAUGUAUCAAGCUCAUGUAAAGAAGAAAUUCAGCAAUAUAUGGUCGAGAGAAUCCCUCACUAGGAUUCAUGAUUACUUUGAGCAGGAAGUAGUCAUACAGAAGAAACGUGAACGUAUGGAACUCCUUUUUGAGCCUAAGGCAACUGGAGAAGAGCCAUCACGUACUGUGGUCCUUGUGGGAACCCCAAAAAUUGGGAAGACGACGUUCCUGGUCAAGCUAAUGUUGGCCUGGGCAGAGGGUAUCUUUUAUCAGGAUAGGUUCUUGUACAUUUUCUACUUUUGCUGCUGGGAGGUGAAGCGGUUGGCGCUGACAAGCUUGGCUGAGUUGAUUUCUGGAGACUGGCCCAACCCCCCUGUGCCAAUAGCAGAGAUCCUGUCCCAGCCAGAGAGACUGUUGUUCAUCAUCGACAGCUUUGAGGAGCUGACGUGUGCCUUGAAAGAACCGGAGUCAGACCUGUGCAGUGACUGGUUGCAGCAGCAGCCAGGAGAAGUGGUCCUGGGCAGUUUGCUGAGGAAGAAGAUGCUCCCAGAGGCCUCACUGCUCAUUGCCACUACACCCAACUACCAGCAGGAACUCGAGGCUCAGCUGGAGCACCCAGAAAUUAAAACGAUCAUGGGACUUAAUGAAAGCGACAGGAAGCUGUACUUCUCCUGUGUCUUUCAAGACAAGAAGCAAGCCAUGGAGGCCUUCAGUUUUGUAAGAGAAAAUGAACAGCUCUUUCACAUGUGCCAAAUCCCCAUCCUUUGCUGGGUUGUGUGCACCUGUCUGAAGCAGGAGAUGGAGAGGGGCAGAGACCUGGCACUUGCCUGCCACCGUACCACUUCUCUGUUUGCCUCUUUCAUCUUUAACAUGUUCACACCCAAGGGUGCCACACGUCCACAUGAGCAGAUCCAUGUCCAGUUGAAGGGUCUGUGCUCCCUGGCUGUGGAGGGCAUGUGGACGGACACAUUCCAGUUCAGUGAAGAGGACUUCAGGAGAAAUGGGUUAGUUGAAAGUGAUAUCCCUGCAUUGCUGGACAUGAAGCUUCUUCAGAAGUGCAGGGGGUAUGAGAACUCGUACACAUUCAUCCAUGUGUGCAUCCAGGAGUUCUGUGCCGCCAUGUUUUAUUUGCUAAAGAGCUCCGGCAAUCACCCCAAUCCAGCCGUUGGAUGCUCAAAGGCGCUGCUAUUGACCUACCUAAAGAGAGAAAACGUGCAUUGGAUUUUGGGGGGGUGUUUUGUGUUUGGUCUUUUAAAUGCAGAGGAAGAAAAAAGGCUGGAUGCUUUCUUUGACUUACAACUGUCCCUGGAGGUAAAGCAGCAAUUCCACCAGUGCCUGAAGAGUUUAGGUGAGUGUGAACAUCUGGAGGGAGAGGUGGAUUUCUUGUUAUUUUACUGUCUGUUUGAGAUGCAGGAUAAAGUCUUUGUGACGAAGGCAUUGGACUGCUUUCAAGAAGUUCACUUCUCUGUCACUGACAAUGUAGACUUGAUGGUUUCUGCCUACUGCCUAAAACACUGUUCUGGCUUGAGGAAAAUUUCUUUUUCCGUCCGAAACGUCUUCAAGGAGGAGAAUGGAGACAGCUCUACGUCAAGUUACAAUCUCGUCCGUUGGCAUUACAUUUGUUCUGUGCUCACCACAAAUGUACACCUCAGAGAACUACAAGUACACAACAGUGUCCUCGAUGAAUCAGCCUUUGGGGCUUUGUGUAAAGAGCUGAGGCAUCCAAAUUGUCACCUUCAAAAGCUUGAGAUAAAUAAUGUUUCCUUCUCUGGUGAGAGCUGGCUUUUCUUUGAGGUGUUCAUUCAUAACCCAUACUUGAAAUGCUUGGAUCUCAGCAGUACAAGACUCUACCGUAAUGAUGUGAGGUUGCUCUGUGAGGCUUUGAACUAUCCACUGUGCAACAUAGAAGAUCUCACGCUGGCAAAUUGCCUCCUCUCAGCAGGUGAUUGUGAAGCCUUCGCCUCAGUUCUAAAAAGCAACAAGAAGCUGAAGUACCUUAAUGUAGCACACAAUUACCUGGACCAAGGAGUGAGCCUGCUGUGUGAUGCUCUGUGCCACCUAGACUGCGUGCUGGAGGCCUUGGUGUUAGUUUACUGUUACCUCAGUGAACCAUGCUGGGAUAGCCUCUGUGAAGUUCUUGUGUGUAACAGAAGCCUGAUCCACCUAGAUCUUGGUGGUAAUGUCCUGAAGGAUGAUGACUUGGAACUCCUCUGUGCGGCCUUGAAACACCCAAACUGCUGCCUACAGUCGCUGUGUUUGGUAAAAGUUUCCAUCACUGAUGAGGGCUGUCGAGACAUUGCCUCAGUCCUCACCAGCAAUCCAAACCUGAGAAAUCUGGAUAUUGGGAACAAUGACAUACAAGAUGAGGGUGUGAAGCUGUUGUGUGAAGCUCUGACCCAUCCCAACUGUCACUUAGAGAAUCUUGGACUGGAUUCAUGUCAGCUGACUAGUGCCUGCUGUGAGGACCUUGCCUCUGCUCUUACCCAAAGUAAAACUCUGAGGAGGCUAAGCCUGACUGGCAACACCUUGGACCACGACGGGGUGGUGGUGCUGUGUGAGGGCUUAAGACACACUGAGUGCGCCCUGAGGAUGCUUAGGCUGCAAAAAGCCAAAUUUGGUGAGGAAACCCAGAGACUUCUGAUGGCUGAGGACGAGAGAAACCCCUCUUUGACAAUCAUCAUAGAUAACUACUGA
This is a messenger RNA of Trichechus manatus latirostris (Florida manatee), 2964 nucleotides long. RefSeq names its product NLR family pyrin domain containing 4 (gene NLRP4). The record is from RefSeq and is a predicted model, not a curated record. Gene Ontology annotation, cellular component: cytoplasm. Gene Ontology annotation, biological process: regulation of inflammatory response. Gene Ontology annotation, molecular function: protein binding. Bases 1 to 2964 code for a protein of 987 amino acids. The transcript is spliced from 9 exons. NCBI's taxonomy places the organism in Eukaryota, Metazoa, Chordata, Mammalia, Sirenia, Trichechidae.